Phragmites australis (common reed) is the source of this 2092-nucleotide messenger RNA. RefSeq names its product S-type anion channel SLAH2-like. The record is from RefSeq and is a predicted model, not a curated record. NCBI's taxonomy places the organism in Eukaryota, Viridiplantae, Streptophyta, Magnoliopsida, Poales, Poaceae. Gene Ontology annotation, molecular function: voltage-gated monoatomic anion channel activity. Gene Ontology annotation, biological process: intracellular monoatomic ion homeostasis; transmembrane transport. Bases 46 to 1866 code for a protein of 606 amino acids. The transcript is spliced from 2 exons. Gene Ontology annotation, cellular component: membrane.
GUUUGAUAUAUGUAGGCAAUUUCAGCGACCAGCGAGAGCAUCCAAAUGGCUGGGCUGAACGGCGGCAGGGGACGUCCAUUGCCGGAGCCGCUCCGGGUUCCGGUGCCGUCGGCUCGGGCUGCACUAACUGGCUUCGUCGACGAUGUUGCCGCGGGCGCUUCUCCCGUGGUCGGAGUCGGACAGGGACAGGAGACCGCCGCGGAUGUCGCCAGGAAGGAGGACGACACGGCGAUGAUCGGCGUAGCCAGGGAGGCGCACGGUGACCGCGCUCACGUGCAGGAGGCGGAGAUGCCGUACUCCAUCUCGUUCAGCGUGCCGGAAUCCCCUUCGGGGCUGCACCUCGCGCAGCUGGGCGCGUGCGCGUCCAUUCGCAGCGACGGCGACCACUCGCAGCCGACGCUGACGAUCAGGAGCGAGGAGCCAUCGUUGCAGCGGCAGCGCACGGUGUCGCGCAGCGACAGCACGCGGGACCGGCGGUUCGACCACUUGAAGACAUUCUCCGGGCGCCUGGAGCGCCAGCUCUCCAACCUCCGCGGGGUGCCGCAGGAGCAGCCCGAAAUCGAGCCCGCCGAGUUCAAGAUCUCCGAGGAGGAGACAGGCAACGACGAGGUCCCCACCGCCGACCGCUACUUCGCCGCCCUCGAAGGACCCGAGCUCGAGACUCUUAGAGCGACGGAGGUGCCGGUGCUGCCCGAGGACGAGAAGUGGCCGUUCCUGCUGCGGUUCCCGAUCAGCGUCUUCGGGAUGUGCCUGGGCGUGAGCAGCCAGGCGAUGAUGUGGAAGACGCUGGCGUCGGAGCCGUCCACGGCGUUCCUCCACGUGAGCCCGGCCGUGAACCACGUGCUCUGGUGGGUCUCCGUCGCGCUGAUGGGCCUCGUCUCCGCCAUCUACCUGCUCAAGGCGGUGUUCUACUUCGAGGCCGUCCGCCGCGAGUUCCACCACCCCAUCCGCGUCAACUUCUUCUUCGCGCCGUGGAUCGCCUGCCUGUUUUUGGUGAAGGGCCUGCCGCGGCCGGAGUGGACGCUCCCCCACGUGGUGUGGUACCUGCUGAUGGUGCCCAUCUUCUGCCUGGACCUCAAGAUCUACGGGCAGUGGAUGUCCGGCGGCGACCGGCGGCUGUCCAAGGUGGCCACCCCGACAAACCACCUGGCCGUCGUGGGCAACUUCGUCGGCGCGCUGCUGGGCGCCCGGAUGGGGCCCCGCGAGGUCCCCAUCUUCUUCUUCGCCGUCGGGCUCGCCCACUACCUGGUGCUGUUCGUGACGCUGUACCAGCGUCUCCCCACCAACUUGCAGCUCCCCAAGGAGCUCCACCCGGUGUUCUUCCUCUUCGUCGCUGCCCCCAGCGUCGCCUCCAUGGCCUGGGCCAGGCUCUGCAGCGAGUUCAACUACGGCGCCAAGAUCGCCUACUUCGUCUCCCUCUUCCUCUAUAUGUCCCUGGUGGUGCGUAUCAACUUCUUCAGGGGUGUCCGGUUCUCGCUGGCGUGGUGGGCGUACACGUUCCCGAUGACGAGCGCGGCCAUCGCGACGACGCUGUACGCGUCGGAGGUGACCAACUUGCUCACACGGGCGCUGGCGGUCGGGCUCGCCGGGAUCGCGUCCGUGACGGUCACCGGUGUGCUGGUGGCCACCAUGUACCACGCGUUCGUGUGCAAGGACCUGUUCCCGAACGACGUGUCCAUCGCCAUCACGCAGCGGCCCAAGCCCAACUUCAGCAACAUCCUGGCGCACCUCCGCUCCUCCGGCUCCGACGUCAAGGAGCUCGUCUUCGCGGUGUCCAGGCACGGCCGCGAGUCCCACUCCCCAAUGGCGCAUGGCCGCGGCAGGAGCAGAGCCGUAGAUCGAUCAGUGACCAGUCUGGCCUGUUGAUUACUACCUCCCGAUUACCUGUACAGGUUCGAGGAGUUCUUUGUUGUUGAUCCCUGCAGGUAAUACUAGCUCAUUAGCAGCCAUAAAUUUAUAUAAAUAACAGUACUACUACGUUAACAUCAUAUAUGUAAUAUCUCAUCAGUGUCGGUUCAAUAGUAAUCGACAUUGAAGAUGUAUCAGUGCCGGUUCUUAAACUCUCGCGUGCGAACAACGACUGAGUAGUAAA